GGGUUUCAAUUAAUUCCCUAGGUUUUAUUCCGACGACGCCUUCCACUCCGCUGCUUUUCACCUCUCCCGCACGCGACGCCGCCGUGAGUUUUAGCCGGAGAAGACGCCGCCGCUGCCGUGAGCUGUCUCGUGACAAACCUAGUAAAAAAAUUCAAAGUCUGGAACGCGGCUCAUGUCGUUCCCGUGCCGGAAAGCCCGGAACGUCCGUUCUGACGUACCACGCUUGUAGCGAUGCAGAGUAAAAAGAGGCGGCGAGUUAAUCCACCGACGAUCCACCCUCGGAAUCGGUACUCCGAGAAGCCACCAGACUUUGCGCUGCUUUCCUCCCUCUAUCCAUCGUUCCGCCCCUACGUCUUCCCUUCCUCCCGUCCUGGUGGUCGCCCUUCCAUCGACUGGACUGACUUUAAUGCUACUCGCGAGCUCACUCGGGUUCUGCUUUCUCAUGAUCAUAGCGUGAAUUGGUGGAUUCCUGAUGGUCAGCUUUGCCCUACUGUGCCAAAUCGAUCAAACUAUAUCCAUUGGAUUGAAGAUUUACUAUCCUCUGAACUUAUCCCCCCAUUGAAUUUCUCUGAUAAGAAAGUAACGGGUUUUGAUAUUGGUGCUGGUGCAAAUUGCAUAUAUCCUCUCCUUGGUGCAUCCCUGUUUGGUUGGAGUUUUGUUGGAUCAGAUGUGACUGAUGUGGCUUUAGAAUGGGCUGCUAAAAAUGUUGAGAGCAAUCCCCACCUAUCAGAACUGAUUGAGAUCAGAAAUGCCAAUAAUACUUUAUGUUCCAUUGAAGACGUUUCUAAAUCUGAAGAGAACAUUGAAGGAGGCAUGGAGCUUUCUGAUAGAGAAUCUUUGAAACUGAAGCAGAAUGUAGAAAGCCACCCUGAAGCUCAAGUGCUUUUAGGCGUGGUCAAGGUGGAUGAGAAAUUUGAUUUCUGCAUGUGCAAUCCUCCAUUUUUUGAGAGCAUUGACGAAGCAGGACUGAACCCAAAAACUUCAUGUGGUGGAACAAUGGCAGAGAUGGUUUAUCCUGGUGGAGAGCAAGCUUUUAUUAUGCGCAUCAUCAGUGAUAGUGUUGUGCUAAAGAACUCCUUCCGAUGGUUCACAUCAAUGGUUGGGAGAAAGGCAAAUUUGAAAGUAUUGAUCUCAAAGCUUCGAGAGAUUGGGGUCUCUAUAGUAAAGACUACUGAAUUUGUUCAAGGUCAAACUGCUAGAUGGGGUCUUGCAUGGUCAUUUGUAGCUCCAAAGAAAAAUUCCAUUAUAUUAAACACACCAAUAAAGAGCCAUCAUUCCUUUACACUCCAGGGUCUCCCACGUCAGCUUGGGGCAUUCCAGAUAUUGAAGGCUGUGGAGUCCUUUUACCUGGCCGGCGGCGCUGCUUGUAAAUUGGAUGUUUCAUCAUUUUCUGUCAAAGUUGAUUCCAUUUUGCCCCCAUCAGAUGCAUCAAAUGACCCAACAUCUUCAUGCAAUCUGUCAUUUCAUGUCUCGGUCUUUGAGCAAACUCCCGGAACACUACUAGUCAGGGGAUCACUUCUGCAAAAGAAUGAUCCACUUUCAGGAAUGUUUUCUUCUUUAUUUUUGCGGUUGGAGGAUUCUUUGAAAAAUGAUUUCGUCAACAAGUCUAGGCUGAAUUAGGAGUAACAGAAACCUUGGUGCUCUAUCUAUCGAUCUAUUUUAUGAUUUUGCGACAUAAAUUGAGCUUUGCUGUGUUGUUUAGAGCUCGUUUAGUGCUCAUACUCCCAUAUUUAAUCUUAUUGUGUUUAGUAAUUACACCAACUGAUUUUGAUAUAAUCUAGAUCAUUCUCAAGUAAAUGAUCAAAAAUAAAUCAAUCAAAUGAUGUGGUUUUGUAGGAAACGUUCGUCUGACUCGAUACUUGGUAUAAGAAAAAUUAAAAAUUAAUAGGCCUUUGGAACAAAUCAAAAUUCUCUAUGAUAUUUUUGAAAAAUUCAUUUUUUGGGGGGUUAAAAUUCUUGACAAAUUGUGCUAAU
Messenger RNA from Zingiber officinale, 1974 nucleotides. RefSeq names its product U6 small nuclear RNA (adenine-(43)-N(6))-methyltransferase-like. The record is from RefSeq and is a predicted model, not a curated record. Gene Ontology annotation, cellular component: nucleus. Gene Ontology annotation, biological process: rRNA base methylation. NCBI's taxonomy places the organism in Eukaryota, Viridiplantae, Streptophyta, Magnoliopsida, Zingiberales, Zingiberaceae. The transcript has 8 exons. The coding region runs from base 232 to 1620 and encodes 462 amino acids. Gene Ontology annotation, molecular function: 23S rRNA (adenine(1618)-N(6))-methyltransferase activity.